AAAAGUUUCUUGAAUUGUAUUUCAGAUUGUCUUUUGUAAUCUAUUUGUGUGAUGAUUUACAGUGAAUUGAGGCGAGAAUCGUCGGAGUUCGUACCAAACGCUACCUACGAAGUUCAAAGUAGCGGAAUAGACGGAAGAAGCCGGACUAGGAAGAGAAAAUCAUCUCAGUAGUGGAGCAAUAUCAACGCCGGUGAAUCGGCAUGGAUGAGAUUCAGAUAUCUCCAUCCGAUCCGCAGGGCAGUCCAGGUAAGGAGCAACAGGCUGCUGGAGUCGGCAUCCUUCUACAGAUCAUGAUGCUCGUUCUAUCAUUUGUCCUUGGCCAUGUUCUACGCCGUCACAGAUUUUAUUAUCUUCCCGAAGCCAGCGCCUCCCUCUUGAUUGGUUUAAUUGUUGGUGGACUCGCUAACAUUUCUAAUACGGAAACAAACAUCAGGGCUUGGUUUAACUUCCAUGAGGAGUUUUUCUUUUUGUUUUUGUUGCCUCCAAUCAUAUUUCAGUCUGGAUUCAGUUUAUCACCUAAACCAUUUUUUUCGAACUUUGGGGCCAUUGUCACAUUUGCUAUUUUGGGGACUUUUAUAGCUUCAAUUGUUACAGGUGUUUUGGUUUACCUUGGCGGGCUGAUGUUUCUCAUGUACAGACUUCCAUUUGUUGAAUGCUUGAUGUUUGGUGCUCUUAUAUCUGCAACCGAUCCUGUAACUGUUCUGUCCAUAUUUCAGCUUGUAGAUUUUGGGACCAAGGGAUAGGCAAGAGUUAUUCUCAAGGAACUGAUGUCACCAAGAUUGGAGGAGGGCCCUAGGUAUUGUUGUUGAGGGGCUCUAUUAGUGUUUAUGCUUUCACUCCCUCAAGGUAAAUAGUACAUUUCUUUUGUUGAGUUGAGUUUAGUUGGUCUUUGCCCACUCCAUUAUUGAUGCUAGUGAUGCUUGGCAAACUAUGUAGG
Messenger RNA from Ilex paraguariensis (yerba mate), 937 nucleotides. Lineage: Eukaryota; Viridiplantae; Streptophyta; Magnoliopsida; Aquifoliales; Aquifoliaceae. The record is from the annotation of a GenBank genome assembly.